Fonsecaea multimorphosa CBS 102226 is the source of this 570-nucleotide messenger RNA. RefSeq lists its product as uncharacterized. Bases 1 to 570 code for a protein of 189 amino acids. Gene Ontology annotation, molecular function: proton transmembrane transporter activity. Lineage: Eukaryota; Fungi; Ascomycota; Eurotiomycetes; Chaetothyriales; Herpotrichiellaceae. The record is from RefSeq and is a predicted model, not a curated record. Gene Ontology annotation, biological process: proton motive force-driven ATP synthesis. The transcript is spliced from 2 exons.
AUGGCUGCUACGUCCCGCGCAGCAGUCAAGCUCGACUGGAGCAAAGUGGGCAGCCAGCUCGGCCUGCGCGGCAGCACGGCGACGGCACUUUCGAACUUCAAGAAGCGCAACGACGACGCCCGCCGCCGCGUGCAGGUGCUCCAAGACCAGCCCACCUCGGUCGACUUCGGCCACUACCGCUCCAUCCUGAAGAACACGGCCGUGAUCGACGAAAUCGAGCAGUACUUCAAGACGUUCCAGCCCAAGACGUACGACGUGAGCAAGCAGAUCAAGGCCAUCGAGAGCUUCGAGCAGGUCGCGAUCAAGAAUGCCGAGGAGACAAAGGGAAAAGUCGAGGUCGAGUUGAGGAGCUUGGAGAAGGCCCUGAACGAUAUCGAGGGCGCGAGACCUUGGGAGGAGACGACCGUCGACGAGGUCGCGGCCGCGGCGCCGGAGAUUGAUGAGUACACGGCCAGAUUGGUCAAGAAGGGCCGAUGGAUGCCGCCGGGAUACCUGGUACGAAUCUCCUUUCCACGCCACACCGCAGAACUACGUGGUUUCAUCUGUUCAUCUGGAGUUGAUAUUUGCUAA